This is a messenger RNA of Sinocyclocheilus grahami, 1856 nucleotides long. RefSeq names its product Leucine-, glutamate- and lysine-rich protein 1 (gene lekr1). The record is from RefSeq and is a predicted model, not a curated record. NCBI's taxonomy places the organism in Eukaryota, Metazoa, Chordata, Actinopteri, Cypriniformes, Cyprinidae. Bases 1 to 1809 code for a protein of 602 amino acids. The transcript has 10 exons.
AUGGGCGGGAAGAGCGAAGUAUGCACGCUGAGCUUCGCCCGUCAGCAGGGGAGCCAGCACCCGUGCCCAGUCGUCCCUAUGCCAUCCUUCCGUGGUGGCCGUCGCUUCGAACAUUUUGUAGUAUUCUUCAGUUCUAAAUCAGAAUCUUUGAAUAAUUCAUUUUGUGUCUGUGUGUGCAUCAGAUCAAGGUUUGUGCAGCAGCAGUGGCUUCUCAAGGAGGCUUUGGCCCUGCUGCAUUCGUCUCGAGGGGAGAUGACGACUGUUAAGAACCAGUUAACUCACUUCCUGGAGACCUGGGAGAACAGCAAAGUACUGAUACAGCAGAGUUGCAUCAGUGCUGAUGCAGAGUGUGCUCGUCUGAAGCAGCAAGUGGUCGGGUUGCAGGUGGAGCUGAAGAGGCUGCAAGAGGAGGUGCCAAACUUGAAGUCAUGUCUUGAUGCAGCAAAAGAACAGAUUCUGCAGUUGGACAACCAGGUCCAGACCCAGAAACUACUGCAGAACCAAAACCAAGAAGCCCAGUUUCUCAUACAGGGCCUAAUGGAGGAGGUGAAGACUCUGAAAAUAGAUCUCCAGAACAGCAUGCAUGAACGAGAGCAUGGAAAGAAACUCCUGGAAAUAAAUUCUGUGGAGAAGGAGGAUCUGCGAGUGUUGUGGAGUGAACAGACGGCCACCAUUGAGAGGCUAUCCCGAGACCUGAGGGAGAAGGAAGAGAACCGGUUGUCAUGUCAACAACGAUGUGAGUCCAUGCAGGAGCAGCUGUUGGCGUGGCAACAGAAAGAGGAAGAGGUGACCCGGACAAAGGGCGAGAUGAAGGACCUGAGAGUAGCCCGAUCCACCUUACUGCAGGAGAGGGAGGAGCUGAGGAGAACUCAUGUGGGAGAAUUGGAGAGACUGGAGGAGAGCUUUAGAACGAGGCUGAAAGCUGCAGAGGAGCAGAGUUCAAAGAUGGAGGCUUUUCUCCAGCAGAAACAGGCUGAGCAAGACAAACAGCUGAAACAGCAAGAGAUGGAGUUAAGAAGAGAAGCUGACAUUGAACUGGACAUCCGAAGACAAAAAAACCAGGAGCUGAUUAACAAAUACCAGAGUGAAAAACAGCAACUACAAAACAAGAUUCCUGCUCUCAUUCAUUCAGCCGUGCAGGAGCUCCAUGAGGAGUUGGCAGUGCUGCAGGAGCGCAUUAAAGAGCAGGAGAAAGAGAUGAAGCAUGUUUGUGAGAGCGCCUCCCAGAGGCAGCAUCAGCUCCUGGAAGAGCGGAGGACAGGAGAGGCACAGCUGCAGUCAGCCCUGCAGGAGCUGCGGCAGAAGACACAGGAGCUGAACCAGGCUCAUAUUAACUUACAGCAGCUCAAAGAAGAGAGGUCCACCCUACAGGAAGAGAAGUCCUUUCUUGAGGAGACAGUAAGGCGUGAGUGUGAAGAGAGGGAAGAACUGACUGCAGCACUGACCCUGGCCAAAGAACAACUGCUGGAACUCAAACACUCCAUCACAAAACCAAAUGGCACCCAGACACACACCCAACUCUCCAGAGUCAGAUCUACAGUAAAGAACCCAGACCUCCCCUUCCCUAGACUCAAUCCCAGCCCUCCCAGCCAUCCUCAGACACACAACCACAGCUCUUUGUCCACUCAGAGCACCAGGCAGCGUUUGCCUGAGUGGAAUUCUUGUAGUGUGAGUAGAAGUUCGACAUCCUGGCAUGGAUCAUCACAGCCAACACCCACCCUGCCCAAAAUCAGCAAAGAGAGAGUUGCUUCAGUGAAUGACUUGUGCAAAAGCAUCACUAUGGUGAGGGGCAGACGGGACAAACUUUGAUUUGCACUAGAAAGUUCCCUACAUUGUGUACUUUGUGUAUUUCUAGG